GCGUGAACGGCGCAGAGUGGGGUUAGACGAGACGUUCUUCUGCUCGUCCGUGUCUUGACCGUUCUUCAUCCUCGACAUCGUUGUCCGGUCGACGGACAGAAAACUUGCAAAAAUGGCCCUUUUGUCCCUUCGCCUGGCCGCCUCCGUGGCGAGACAACUGCCGAACGCCACUGUGCAGAUUAAAUACCCUAGCGGAAUAGCUUCCCACAAAUACCAUGUCUCCUGCAGCAGAAGGUCUGCGGAAAUCUCUUCCAUCUUGGAAGAACGUAUCCUUGGUGCCGCACCAAAGGCCAAUCUUGAAGAGACUGGACGCGUCUUGAGUAUUGGAGAUGGUAUCGCUCGUGUCUAUGGCCUCAAGAACAUCCAGGCCGACGAGAUGGUGGAAUUCAGCGCAGGCUUGAAAGGUAUGGCCUUGAAUUUGGAGCCCGACAACGUCGGUGUGGUCGUCUUCGGUAACGACAGGCACAUCAAGGAAGGAGACAUCGUCAAGCGUACUGGUGCCAUCGUCGACGUACCCGUAGGUGAUCAACUUUUGGGACGUGUAGUUGAUGCCCUGGGUAACCCAAUCGACGGCAGGGGCCCACUCAACAAUAAACUCAGAUUCCGUAUCGGAACCAAGGCUCCCGGUAUCAUCCCUAGGCAAUCUGUCCGGGAACCUAUGCAGACUGGCAUCAAGGCCGUCGACUCUCUGGUACCAAUUGGUAGAGGACAGAGAGAGUUGAUCAUUGGAGACAGGCAGACUGGAAAGACUGCUCUCGCCAUCGACACCAUUAUCAACCAGAAGCGUUUCAACGAAGGAUCUGAUGAGAAGAAAAAGCUGUACUGUAUAUACGUAGCUAUUGGUCAGAAGAGAUCCACUGUCGCCCAGAUUGUGAAGCGAUUGACGGACAGUGGAGCCAUGGGCUAUACCAUCAUCGUCUCGGCCACGGCCUCCGAUGCCGCGCCCCUUCAAUACCUAGCCCCAUACUCUGGCUGUGCCAUGGGUGAAUUUUUCAGGGAUAACGGCAAGCACGCCCUGAUUAUCUACGACGACUUGUCGAAACAGGCCGUGGCCUACCGACAAAUGUCCCUUUUGCUGAGGCGACCCCCAGGUCGUGAGGCCUACCCCGGUGACGUCUUCUACCUCCACUCUCGUCUCCUCGAGAGAGCAGCCAAGAUGAACGACACCCUCGGUGGUGGUUCCUUGACUGCCUUGCCAGUUAUUGAAACCCAGGCUGGUGAUGUGUCUGCCUACAUUCCCACCAACGUUAUCUCCAUCACUGAUGGACAGAUCUUCUUGGAAACUGAGUUGUUCUACAAGGGUAUCCGACCAGCCAUCAACGUCGGUUUGUCUGUGUCGCGUGUAGGAUCUGCUGCCCAGACCAAGGCCAUGAAGCAGGUCGCCGGUUCCAUGAAAUUGGAGUUGGCCCAGUACCGUGAGGUUGCCGCUUUCGCCCAGUUCGGUUCCGAUUUGGACGCUGCCACUCAACAACUCUUGAGCCGUGGUGUCCGACUUACGGAACUCCUGAAGCAGGGCCAAUAUGUACCAAUGGCCAUUGAAGAACAGGUCGCCGUCAUCUACUGCGGAGUCCGAGGAUACCUUGACAAAAUGGACCCCGCCAAAAUCACUGUCUUUGAGCAGGAAUUCCUUGCCCACAUCAAGGCCACCCAACAAGAGCUCCUUGCCGUUAUCGCAAAGGAAAGCAUAAUCAGUGAAGCGUCAGACGCCAAAUUGAAGAAGAUCGUUCUAGACUUCUUGGCUGGAUUCAACGCAUAAAAAUCGUCCAGCAAAAUCGCCGAGGCGUCACUAGAGAAGUAAAUAAACGAGUCAAGCCGCCGCGCUGUUGGGGAAUGCACCUCAACCCGACACACGAACUCCCGAAUUCUGUCCGUUUGGGAAAGCGCGUCGGGUUUUCUGCUCUAACAUCAUUCAACAAUUCCAUAUUCGAACGAUAAACACGAUAGUCAUACAACAUAUAUUGAUACGUUACACGUUGGUUCUUUAAUAAAAAAUAAAGUACCUACUA
Molecule: messenger RNA, 2006 nt
Organism: Belonocnema kinseyi
Lineage: Eukaryota; Metazoa; Arthropoda; Insecta; Hymenoptera; Cynipidae
Gene: blw
Product: ATP synthase subunit alpha, mitochondrial
Exons: 8
Coding region: 113-1756 (547 amino acids)
Biological process (GO): proton motive force-driven ATP synthesis; proton transmembrane transport
Molecular function (GO): ADP binding; ATP binding; proton-transporting ATP synthase activity, rotational mechanism
Source: RefSeq, a predicted model, not a curated record